AUGGCUGGCACCUCCAACAACUCCAUCAAACAUUAUGUCCGCUCUACUUAUGCGCACCAGGUCUUCAGUACUGAGCAGGGACGCUUGCCGAAGACACAAAAAACAGGCUGGGCCCCCAUUACCUUCUGCGAGGAGGAGGAGCGCGGCGUUAUCCUCCCUCAUGAUGACCCAAUCAUUAUCCGCGCCGACAUAUCUAACUUUGACGUUGGGCGCAUAUUGGUAGACACUGGCAGCUCAGUCAGUGUGAUGUUUGCUGAUGCCUUCAAUGAGCUCCAGGUCCCAUCUCAUUUGCUCGACCGAAGCGUCACACCCCUGGUGAGCUUUUCGGGUGAUGUGGUCCAGCCUAUUGGGAGCAUUCAUCUCCCUAUCUCUAUUGGAGCAGCUCCCCAGCGAGCGACGGUCACCACUCCCUUCCUCAUCAUUGACUGCCCCACAGCCUACAACGUUAUCCUGGGACGCCCUGCCAUGGCCCAGAUGAAGGUUUUCAUUUCCACACAUAUGUUACUGUUGAAAUUUCCUACCCCCUAUGGCACGGGCACUGCGCGCGGUGAUCAACUGGGCGCCCGAAGCUGCUAUGCUUCAGCAGUAAAGUCUACUAAUCGCCAACAUAGGGGUGAGGCCCUAGCAGUAACCCAGGCCCUAGCCCCACCUCGAGCUGGCACUGAGCGCCCAGAGGACCCCAGGGAGGAAUCUGCCACCCAACAGGCCGAACCUGUGGAGGACCUUGAACUGGUCACUCUCCAUGAGGAUAUCCCGGAUCGACAGGUCAGGAUCGGCACCUCCCUCUCCCAAGAGCUUCGCUCUGAUCUUAUUGCCUUCCUCCGCCUCAACUCUGAAGUCUUUGCUUGGUCUUACAACGACAUGCCGGGCAUAUCACCUGACGUCAUCUCCCAUAGGCUAAGCAUUAAUCCUGUCGUCCGACCCGUUCGGCAGAAGCGUCGUGCUUAUGACCCAGAGCGGUAUGAGGCCAUGAAGGCGGAAGUGGAUAAGCUGAGCACCAUUGGUUUCAUCAAGGAGGUGGAUUAUCCCACCUGGCUAGCCAAUGUGGUAAUGGUACGUAAACUAAAGAAGGGUUGGCGCAUGUGCGUAGACUACACAAAUCUCAACCGGGCCUGCCCAAAGGAUAGUUUCCCCCUACCCCGCAUUGACCAGCUAGUUGACGCCACAGCUGGCCAAGCCCUCCUCAGCUUCAUGGAUGCUUACUCAGGGUACAACCAGAUCUUCAUGCAUCCUGAGGACCAAGCUCAUACAUCCUUCAUCACCGACCGUGGCCUUUACUGCUACAAAGUCAUGCCAUUCGGCCUCAAGAACGCCGGGGCUACAUAUCAGCGUCUGGUGAAUAGCAUCUUCGCUCCACUCAUUGGCAACACCAUGGAGGUUUAUGUUGAUGACAUGCUGGUCAAGAGUCGCACUGCUGACCAGCACAUCCCCAACCUCUCUGCCACGUUCACCAUUUUGAAGCAGUAUAGGAUGCGGCUCAACCCCACCAAGUGUGCAUUUGGGGUGGCCUCCGGCAAAUUCCUUGGCUUCAUGAUCAACCAAAGAGGUAUUGAGGCCAACCCAGAGAAGAUCCAGGCUAUUUUGGACAUGACGAUACCCAAGACGGUCAAGGACAUUCAGAGCCUUACCGGGCGUGUCGCAGCCCUGACCAGAUUUAUCUCUAAGGCCACUGAUCGUUGCGCCCCAUUCUUCAAGGCACUUAAGGGUAGCAAGCGCAACAUCACCUGGACUGCGGAAUGUGACCAGGCAUUCUGCGAGCUCAAGGCAUACAUGAGCCGAGCCCCUUUAUUGUCAACCCCUGAGUCUGGGGACGUCCUCACCAUCUACCUUUCUGUCUCGGCUACAGCGGUUAGCUCAGUGCUCAUUCGACCACAUGAAGGUGCUGAGCAUCCGGUGCACUAUGUGAGCAAAGGAUUGCAAGAUGCGGAGAUUCGAUACCCAGACAUUGAGAAACUUGCUUUCGCCCUGGUGGUUUCGGCUAGACGCCUCCGGCCAUACUUUCAAGCUCACACCAUCCAUGUCCUAACCAACCAACCACUCAGGCAGGUGUUGCAGAAGCCAGAGACUUCUGGGAGGUUAGUCAAGUGGGCCAUUGAACUUGGUGAGUUUGAUAUCCACUACAAACCCCGCCAAGCUGCAAAGGGCCAAGCCGUGGCUGAUUUCAUAUCUGAAUUCACCGAACCCCAUACUCUGGCCAGUCCUCAGAUUGCAAUCACGCCUACUCCUACCUCGAACCGGGUCCACGUCGCCAGCAACGGCUCCCUAGACUUAACUCAGCCCUUGUGGACCUUGUAUGUGGAUGGCUCUUCCAAUGCCCAGGGAUGUGGAGCUGGCCUCGUUCUCAUAUCCCCAGACAAGGUUGCCCUUGAGUACGCCCUCCGCUUCAAAUUCCACGCCUCCAACAAUGAGGCCGAAUACGAAGCACUCUUAGCCGGCCUUCGCCUAGCCAAGGAAAUGGGCGCCAAGCAAAUCCAAAUAUUCAGCGACUCGCAGCUUGUUGUCCACCAAGUCAACCAGGACUUCACGGCCAAGGACAUCUCCAUGACAGCCUACCUCCAACAUACCCGCCACCUGCUUACAACUUUCAAUGCUUAUCUCAUAGGCCAGGUGCCACGCUCUGAGAACAGUCAUGCUGAUGCAUUGGCAAGGCUAGCCUCGGCGAUGGAGCAGGGCAUAGGUCGAAACAUCCACAUCGAGUUCUUGGACCAGCCCAGUACACGGGCACCACUCAUUUGUGUCAUUGAUCAAAGCCCUACAUGGAUGGACCCCAUCACUCAGUUCUUGCAGAACCAGACACUACCUGCUGAAGCGCGGCGUGUUCGCUAUCGUUCCGCCCGAUACUUGAUCAUCAAUGGUGCCCUAUACAGGCGCGGCUUCAGCCUCCCCUAUCUUCGAUGCCUGACCCCAGAGGAAGGUACCUAUGUCCUGAGAGAGAUUCAUGAGGGUAUCUGUGGCAACCACUCAGGCGCUCGCUCCCUAGCACACAAGAUCAUUCGGCAGGGAUACUUUUGGCCAUCACUUCACACUGAUGCCCAGACCUUCACCCAGAAGUGCGAUAAGUGUCAGCGAUUUGCCAACAUCCCACAACUUCCAGCUGAGCCAUUGACAGCCAUGGUCAGUCCUUGGCCAUUCGCCCAAUGGGGACUUGACCUCAUUGGACCUAUGCCUGAGGGCAAGGGCCAAGUCAAGUAUGCAGUUGUAGCUGUGGACUACUUCACCAAGUGGGUUGAAGCUGAGGCCUUAGCCACCAUCACUGCAGCCCGCAUUGAAACUUUUGUUUGGCAAAACAUCGUCUGUCGCUUUGGCAUCCCCAACACCAUCGUCACAGACAAUGGCCGGCAAUUUGACAACGCAAAGUUCAAGCAAUUUUGUUCCAACCUCAAGAUAAAGCUUUGCUUCGCCUCCCCAGCCCAUCCUCAAUCUAAUGGCCAGGUGGAAGCUGUGAACAAGAUCAUCAAGAAAACUCUAAAAACUAAGCUUGACAAAGCUAAGGGUUGCUGGCCGGAACUACUCCCAGAAGUUCUCUGGUCUUAUCGCACCACCUUCCGGACCUCAACAGGAGAAACACCUUUCUCUCUCUCCUUUGGUACCGAAGCAGUGGCACCAGUGGAAAUUGGCCAGCCCACAUACCGCACCUCCACCUAUGAGGCCGAGGCCAAUGACGAGCAGCUAGCCCUGAACCUCGACUUCAUUGACGAGCUUCGUGACCAAUCCAACAUGCGCAAUGUCGCGUACAAACAGCGCAUCGCUAAGUACUACGACUCCCGAGUCAAAGCCCGUGCUUUCAAACUUGGGGACUGGGUCAUGCGCAAGGUUUCCUUGGCCACCAAGAACCCCACUGAAGGUACCUUGGGCCCAACAUGGGAAGGUCCUUAUGAGGUUACCAAAGUCUGCCGCCCCGGCACUUAUCAGCUUCGUGACACCAAGGGCAAGACCUUGCCUCAUCCUUGGAAUGCUGAUCACCUCAAGUACUACUAUAAGUAA
Molecule: messenger RNA, 3984 nt
Organism: Prunus armeniaca (apricot)
Lineage: Eukaryota; Viridiplantae; Streptophyta; Magnoliopsida; Rosales; Rosaceae
Source: the annotation of a GenBank genome assembly